This is a messenger RNA of Saccostrea cuccullata (small rock oyster), 1512 nucleotides long. Its product is annotated as medium-chain specific acyl-CoA dehydrogenase, mitochondrial-like. Gene Ontology annotation, molecular function: flavin adenine dinucleotide binding; medium-chain fatty acyl-CoA dehydrogenase activity. NCBI's taxonomy places the organism in Eukaryota, Metazoa, Mollusca, Bivalvia, Ostreida, Ostreidae. The transcript has 12 exons. The record is from RefSeq and is a predicted model, not a curated record. Gene Ontology annotation, biological process: medium-chain fatty acid catabolic process. Bases 1 to 1512 code for a protein of 503 amino acids. Gene Ontology annotation, cellular component: cytoplasm; mitochondrion.
AUGAGAAAUCGCAGAGGCUAUUAUAAAGGAAAUGAAAAUGGAAAGGUAGCUGGUUCAGGUGCUAUCCGUCCUGCUGCACUCAAAGCUAUUCCAACAAAGUCAGUAGGGGCGUUACAAUCACUACUGCAAAAAGAAUAUGGGAAGAGGAUUCAGUACCAGAUGCCUAGAAAACAGGAUAUCCUAUUAAACUACCUCAGAAUGGGGUUAUGUUGCAGUGUAGAAAUUGGCGAAGUGCCAUGCUUUUAUCCACUUCCAGUUAAUUCUAAGAAGCGUAUUCCUAGAAAGAAUGAAAGAAGCACUGAAUCAGAAACUAAGUUCGGAGCAAGUCCUAAAAUGCAUGCACAUCAGGACUGGUUUGAUGAAAACAAAGAGGCCAUAGACAACCUGCCUGAUGGAACCAAACUCACUACUGACAAGCCUGGUAUUCUUGACAGGUGGGCAGAGCAUUUCAAUUCGGUUAUAAAUAGGUCAUCUUCAAUCAGCAAGGAUGCUAUAAAUCAUCUACCUCAGAUCCCAAUCGACACAGCAUUUGACGACCCUCCAUCUGGCACAGAGACUCUGAAAGCAAUAAAGCAAAUCUCAGCAGGCAAAGCUUUCGGAACCGAUGCUAUUCCAGUCGAGAUUUAUAAAUCUGCUGGACCACGGAUGAUUCAGAAAUUGACCAAACUUUUCAGUCAUGAAUUAUCAGAUGAGCAAAAAGAAUACCAGGACUUAGCCAGGAAAUUUAGCAGAGAGGAAAUUGUCCCAAAUGCUCCUCACUAUGAUAAAACAGGGGAGUACCCAUGGGAUAUCAUUAAGAAGGCCCACGGUUUGGGUUUGAUCAACAUGCACAUUCCUAAGGAACAGGGGGGAUUGGAUCUUGGCAUCUUUGACACCUGCCUGGUCACAGAAGAACUAGCAUAUGGCUGUACAGGGAUACAAACCGCUAUUGAGGCCAACUCGCUUGGGCAAAUGCCUGUUAUAAUUGCUGGGAACAAAGCUCAAAAGGACAAAUAUCUAGGUCGCAUGCUGGAGGAACCACUAAUGUGUGCAUAUUGUGUCACUGAACCAGGAGCGGGGUCAGAUGUAGCAGGGAUCAAAACUAAAGCCGUCAAGAAAGGAAAUGAGUACGUUAUUAAUGGCCAGAAGAUGUGGAUCACCAAUGGGGGCCAUGCUAACUGGUAUUUUGUGUUAGCCCGCACUGCAGAGGAUCCUAAGACAUCAGCAGGCAAAGCUUUCACAGGAUUCAUCGUGGACAGGGAUACACCAGGCCUUACUGUGGGAAGGAAGGAGUGGAAUAUGGGGCAAAGGGCUUCCGACACAAGAGGAAUAACUUUUGAAGAUGUUGUAGUUCCUGCAGAGAAUGUUUUGGGUGCAGAAGGCAUGGGAUUCAAAAUAGCAAUGGGAGCUUUUGAUAAAACAAGACCACCGGUGGCAGCAGGAGCUGUUGGACUGGCACAGAGAGCUCUAGAUGAGGCCACAAAAUACUCCAUGGAAAGGAAAACCAUGGGAAAACUCAUCUGUGAGUUUUAA